Molecule: messenger RNA, 1339 nt
Organism: Aspergillus caelatus
Lineage: Eukaryota; Fungi; Ascomycota; Eurotiomycetes; Eurotiales; Aspergillaceae
Product: protein MEMO1
Exons: 3
Coding region: 81-1181 (366 amino acids)
Source: RefSeq, a predicted model, not a curated record
UACGCAGACAACUUCGUCACUACAGCCUCAUAUUGUAUUGAUUGCCCUGCCCUGCUCUUUUUUAUACAAAGCCAUACAGUAUGCAGUCACGGGAAGCUUCCCAUGCCGGUUCCUGGUAUUCUGAUAGCCAACGCACUCUAACCCGUCAACUUGAUGGAUGGCUCGCCCAAGUUCCAAAUAGCAUCGAGGGCAUAGGUUCCCUGCCAGUGCCUGGUGCGCGAAUAGUAAUUGCUCCACAUGCGGGCUAUGCAUACUCUGGGCCCUGUGCCGCCUAUGCAUACAAGGCUCUGGAUCUUUCGAAAGCCAAACGAAUUUUUAUUCUUGGCCCAUCUCACCACCAUUACCUCUCCACCCUCGCUCUUCCUGAACUUACUUCGUACUAUACCCCGCUUUCCGACGAGCCUCUUCCACUUGACACGGACCUUAUCGCGAAGCUACUCUCAACCAAAGCAGUCAAAUCUAACGGAUCUACUGUUAGUUUCACAACUAUGUCACGAUCUAUCGAUGAGGAAGAACACAGCAUAGAACUCCAUUUACCAUACAUCCAUCGUCUUUUGCAGCUUCACUUCCCACAUAAACCCACCUCCCAAUAUCCACCGCUUGUACCGAUCAUGGUUGGAAGUACCUCGUCAUCUACUGAGAGUGCUUUUGGAGCCCUUCUGGCUCCAUAUUUGGAGGACCCCGCCAACGCUUUUGUCAUAAGUUCGGACUUCUGCCACUGGGGUCUGCGUUUCCGUUACACGUACUACGUUCCUCAGGCACCAAAGCCGGGGCCAAAGCUCCCACUUUCCGCUAACUCUUUACCUCAGCCAGGAGAUGAUCUCAGUAGUGUAGAGGAGAAAAUGGAAUCCGUAUCUGCCGGCCAGGCUUUGCAGCGGCGAGAUCGCAUCUCAAGUCGAGAACCAGCGAUCCAUGAGAGUAUCUCGGCCUUUGAUAUCGCGACUAUGGCAGCCAUAAGUACUGGGCUCACCGCUAAUUUCUUGGAUACCAUCCAAGCGACUGGCAAUACGGUUUGUGGCCGUCAUCCAAUUGGCGUUAUCAUGGCUGCUAUUGAGGAAAUCACGAGCCAGGAGGAAGGAAAGAAGGGUAGAUUCCAUUUCGUGAGAUAUGAGAGAAGCUCAGAUGCAGUUGAUGUCGAUGAUAGCUCCGUGAGUUACGUCUCUGCAUUUGCUGUGCUAUAACCUGCUUGGCUCUCUCGUUUUCUUUUUGUUCCCUCCUGUUCGGGGUUCAUUACCUUCUCGUAUAAUUAAGCAUGUCUAUCAUAUUGCUUUGGAAGAACGCGACUAUGCUAUGUUACCUUGUGACUAAGUGACUAGGGUUGCUGGUAGCAAUUGAUUAC